AUGGAAAGGAGUCCAAAUAUCUCAUGGGUCUUCCACUUCAGAGUUCUCUCUCUGAUGGUGUUGCUGGGAGUGUUGGACUUUCUGUUUGUCAAUCAUGCGUGUCACAGCAUUAUAACAAGAGGAGCUUCAGUGCAGCUGGUUUUUGGAUUUGAGUAUGCAAUUCUGAUGACUGUGGUCCUCACCACCUUCAUCAAGUACACCUUACAUACAGUUGAUCUGCAGAGUGAGAAUCCGUGGGACAAUAAGGCCGUCUACAUGCUCUACACAGAGCUCUUUACAGGUUUCAUCAAGGUGCUUUUGUAUAUGGCGUUCAUGACCAUAAUGAUAAAAGUGCACACCUUCCCUCUGUUUGCCAUUCGACCCAUGUAUCUCGCAAUGCGGCAAUUCAAGAAAGCAGUAACAGACGCCAUCAUGUCUCGACGAGCCAUUCGUAAUAUGAAUACUCUCUAUCCAGAUGCCACCCCUGAAGACUUGCAAGCCACCGACAAUGUGUGCAUCAUUUGCAGAGAAGAGAUGGUGACUGGAGCCAAGAAACUGCCGUGCAACCACAUCUUUCACUCAAGUUGCCUUCGCUCAUGGUUCCAAAGACAGCAGACGUGUCCGACCUGUCGUAUGGAUGUCCUCCGAGCGUCCCAGCCCAACCAGACUCCUGCCCCAGCUCCUGCACAAGCACCUGCCCCUGCUGCUCCUGCUAAUGCCCCCGUACCUCCACCUGUCAAUGUCGCUCCAGGUAUGCUGCCUCAGUUUCCUCCAGGUCUGUUUCCCUUUUGGGGUCCCUUCCCAGGCGCGCCUCCUCCUGCUGCCCCAGGUGCACAGGCAGCUACUGACGCUCCACAGACCAGCGCCGCUGCAACACAGGCCCAGGGAGCAGAAUCAGGAGCCAGCAGCUCGACCCAGCCGAAUGCAGACAGUGCCUCUGCUGCUCCCGGAGCAAUGCCUGGAUUCCCCUUCUCCAUGCCUCCACCUUUCCCAUCAGCUCCAUGGCUGCCGAUGCCUCCACCUCCACCCUUUAUAUCAUCCAUGCCGCCGCCUCCAUCGACUCUGUCCACCAUGUCAGAGGCCGAGCUCAGAGAACUGGAGCAGGAGGGCAGGCGAGGUUUGGAAGCCAGGUUGCAGUGCCUUCACAACAUCCACACAUUGCUGGAUGCCGCCAUGCUCAACAUUCACCACUACCUCAGCACGGUGGCUACGUUAAGUCCUCCAAGAUCAGAAAACAAUGCUGGUGAGACGAGUACAUCAGUGAAUGCGGAGUCCUCUUCCUCCACGGGCAACAUGGAAACUCCCAGUCAGGAGAACGAGGCUCAGAGCGAUGGAUCUGUAAAUGAAGCUACAGGCUUUUCUCUACCAGACUCAACCACAGGAGUGGACAAAGACAGGAAGGAGGGAGAUGAAGAUGAGGAUGAUGGUGAGCCAAAUGCCGCCGAGUUGAGACGACGUCGCCUGCGUAAACUGGAGACCACUAACACUCCUGACCACUGAUGAUGGGAUCCAUUUAAAUCGUGAAUUGCCUUCUGACAGUAGAAAUGCUUCUUACGGACUCUUGGGCACUUGGCAUGUUGAGAUGUCAGAUUAUCUGAGGAAAGUUCAUGAGUUCUUAGAUGUUAAUUUAAAUGAGGCACAUCAAGGCACUUCCCGCUGUAUGGAGGAUUUGUCAGUGUAACGUGUACGGAAGAUAUCAUGGAAAACCAAGCUUGAAGAUAGAAAGGAUAAAAAGCCUUGCACCUUAAAAGUCCGCUGUGACGUCUGACUCGAGUAUUGUUGAGACUUUCCUCUCUGAAUGUGAUUUUUGUCUCUCAGAGGAACACAGUCUGUUGAUUUCUUGUGUGCCCUUAAAAUUUGAUGUUUUCCCAUUCUUUGUGUAUUUUCAUUAUUUCUAGUGCUACAUCAUAGAUUAUUUUCCUAGAUCGACUUUGGUUACAGCUAAAAGAUAUCCAUGAACCAAAUAUCUAAAUUAACUUGCUGUACAUAAUGUAUAAAGUGUUUUAAUAGGAGGAUCUGUACAUACUGCACAAUAAAUUGUUCAAAACAGACA
Messenger RNA from Sinocyclocheilus rhinocerous, 2032 nucleotides. RefSeq names its product E3 ubiquitin-protein ligase synoviolin-like. Gene Ontology annotation, biological process: ERAD pathway; proteasome-mediated ubiquitin-dependent protein catabolic process. Lineage: Eukaryota; Metazoa; Chordata; Actinopteri; Cypriniformes; Cyprinidae. Gene Ontology annotation, molecular function: ubiquitin protein ligase activity. Gene Ontology annotation, cellular component: endomembrane system. The record is from RefSeq and is a predicted model, not a curated record. The transcript is spliced from 12 exons. The coding region runs from base 1 to 1479 and encodes 492 amino acids.